Molecule: messenger RNA, 1185 nt
Organism: Seminavis robusta
Lineage: Eukaryota; Bacillariophyta; Bacillariophyceae; Naviculales; Naviculaceae
Source: the annotation of a GenBank genome assembly
AUGAUCAACCGCAUGUCUUCAAUGAUGCGAAUGAUAUUUAUCUGCUCUUUGAUGGGUGCGAUUAGCGUGCCUCUGGUAUCUGCAACUCCUGUUGAUUUGUCGGCGGAAUGGCAAGUGGAUCCAAAGUACAAUGCCAACGAAGCCUAUUGCGAGCUUCAAAAUAUGGUCGGGGUGAAUAGCAUCAUGGCCUAUGCCAUCAUCAAAGAUGGAAACAUCAUUGCGGAAGGCUAUGGCGAAGGACGCUCGGCUGCGGGAAUCUAUCAGCCAUGGUCUGUCACAAAAUCUAUUGCCAACAUCAUCAUUGGGCUCAUGAUCACGAAUGGGGAUGUGGCAGCGAACGAUACCUUGGCAACCAUCUUUCCAGAUCCCAACGAUUGGAUCAAUGUCUCUGAUGCACCAGCAAAGAUGACCCUGAAGCUUUCCGAGUUAAUGAGUUUCACUUCUGGGUUGACUCGGGGUGGGCUAAUCAUUGGUUACGCCACACUCCGAGAAGAGCUCGCUUCCCUAAUGUACGAGGAGGAGAACCGUGAGACGUGGAUCUAUCUGAGAGACGAUCACAUUUUCUCCUGGAUCAUUUACAAGGUCACCGGGAUGACUCCUCGUCAGUACGCUCUGUCACUUGAUUUUUUCACCAAACUCGGGAUCAACGAGACCGAGUACAACUGGGGCACAUUUGGUGUGGAGCCGCUCAAGCUCGAGACAACGGCUCAUUCCUUUCAGACCAAUGUCCGCCAGUUGGCCAAGUUUGGUCAACUCUACUUGCAAGGAGGUGUCGCUGCUCCAGGCGGCGAGCAGCUGAUUGCGCCGAGUUGGAUCACUGAAUCAACGACUUCUCAACCGGAAGAAGGAUACCCCCAAGGAUACUUAUGGUAUCCUACUUCACGCGGAUACGAGGCGAGGGGAAUUUUCGGUCAGUACAUUUCUGUGAUUCCGUCGAGAAACAUUGUCAUUGCGGCAUUACGACGGGACUGCAUUGGCAGUAGUAGAGGCUUUAUCGAUGCGGCUCAUUCUCGAUUGGACAAAUUGGACAACGGCGUGGAUGGUGCUUGCCCUGAAAGCCUUUGGGAUCGGGUGGUACCUGACUGGGCAAAAGUUGGCAUGUCGUUGGUUACAGAGUCCGUUUUUGGUGACGACCAAUCAAGUCUGGACUAUUACCCGAGCAAUCACCACUUGCGAUCCCCCUAA